GAAACCCUAAUUCGAAACGGCUGCCUCCAAUUUGCUUCGACGAGAGAGAGUGAGGGAGGGACGGAGACAUGGUGUCGGGUUCGGGGAUCUGCGCGAAGAGAGUGGUAGUGGACGCCAGGCACCACAUGCUCGGCCGCCUGGCAUCCAUUCUGGCAAAGGAGCUUUUGAAUGGUCAGAAAGUGGUGGUCGUCCGAUGCGAGGAGAUCUGUCUGUCGGGCGGAUUGGUGCGCCAGAAGAUGAAGUAUUUGAGGUUCCUCCGCAAGAGGAUGAACACGAAGCCCUCUCAUGGGCCGAUUCACUUCCGCGCGCCUUCCAAAAUUCUGUGGAGAACCAUUCGGGGUAUGAUACCGCACAAGACCAAGCGAGGAGAAGCUGCGCUGGCACGACUGAAGGUGUAUGAGGGUAUCCCACCACCAUACGACAAGAUUAAGAGGAUGGUUAUCCCUGAUGCUCUCAAGGUAUUGAGACUUCAAGCUGGCCAUAAAUAUUGUUUGUUGGGUAGGCUCUCAUCUGAAGUUGGAUGGAACCAUUAUGACACUAUCAGAGAGCUGGAGAAGAAGAGAAAAGAAAGGGCUCAGGCGACGUAUGAGAAGAGAAAGCAAUUGACGAAAUUGAGAGUGAAAGCCGAAAAGGUUGCUGAGGAGAAGCUUGGGGAACAGCUCGACAUCAUUGCUCCCAUCAAGUACUGAAGAACACCAUCUUCAAACUGAAAUUUUUGUUGCGCAAAUUACAUGGAUCUGUUUGGUGUUAAGCCUUAAAAUUAAAUUUUGAGCUUUUUCAAACUCUGUUGGGACUUUUGCCUAUAAAUUUGCAGAUGUUUAAUCCUUUUUUAA
This is a messenger RNA of Andrographis paniculata, 833 nucleotides long. Its product is annotated as 60S ribosomal protein L13a-4. Bases 69 to 689 code for a protein of 206 amino acids. Gene Ontology annotation, biological process: translation; negative regulation of translation. The record is from RefSeq and is a predicted model, not a curated record. Gene Ontology annotation, molecular function: mRNA binding; structural constituent of ribosome. Gene Ontology annotation, cellular component: ribosome; cytosolic large ribosomal subunit. NCBI's taxonomy places the organism in Eukaryota, Viridiplantae, Streptophyta, Magnoliopsida, Lamiales, Acanthaceae. The transcript is spliced from 4 exons.